AUGGCCUCACUGUUGAGCAGCUGUUUGGGCCGUAGCAAGGACACCUCCUCUCCAUUCCAUAACGGGCACGUACCACCAACAGGGCAUCGACCAAUCGACGAGGUCAAUUCAGCCAAAUGUAUCUUCUGCAGCGUCACCUCUGACCGCUUCAAUAUCGUACUCGAAGAUGACAAGUACAUCUGUUUCCGUGACCGUUCCCCCGCAGCUCAGGUGCACCUUCUCGUCAUACCUCGCACACACAUGGCCAAUGUUCAAAGCCUCACACAGCGAGACAGCGUCCUCGUUGGCGAAAUGAAGGUGUUAGGCAAUAAAGCACUUGACAUUGUCGCUCAACAGGCACACGACACUAGCUCAAGCAAAAUCGCUGUUGCGGAAGAGCAGCCAAGGUUCGGCUUUCACAUUCCACCAUUCCGCAGUGUAGACCAUCUUCAUUUGCAUUGCCUUCAGUUACCGUUUAGGAGCACGCUGAAGGCGCUGAAAUAUCGAGUAGCGAAACCGUCAAGCGCCGACUACUGGAAGGGAUGGAGCUGGUUCGCUGAAUGGAGCCAAACUUGCGCUUUGCUAGAUGCUGGGCGCAAGGUCGAGGUCAAGAGCUGCUAG
This is a messenger RNA of Ustilago hordei, 600 nucleotides long. RefSeq lists its product as uncharacterized. Bases 1 to 600 code for a protein of 199 amino acids. The transcript has a single exon. Gene Ontology annotation, molecular function: catalytic activity. The record is from RefSeq and is a predicted model, not a curated record. Lineage: Eukaryota; Fungi; Basidiomycota; Ustilaginomycetes; Ustilaginales; Ustilaginaceae.